AUGGCAGCAGCUGGCUGUGGGAGCAAUGCAGGGAGGAAUCUCUUGCAGUUUAUGAAGUUCAUAGGACAGCUGAAGAGAAUACCAAGGACAGGCUGGGUAUACAGCCAUGUUGAGAAGCCAGAAAGUGUCUCAGACCAUAUGUACAGGAUGGCAGUUAUGGCAAUGUUAACAGAAGACAAAACAUUAAACAGAGACAGGUGUGUACGACUUGCUCUUGUACAUGACAUGGCUGAAAGCAUUGUGGGUGACAUAGCUCCUGCUGACAAUGUUUCCAAAGAAGAGAAACACAGAAAAGAAAAGGAUGCUAUGAAACAUUUGUCUCACCUGCUACCGGAGGACCUGAAGAAGGAGAUAUAUGACCUGUGGGAAGAGUAUGAGUUCCAGUCCAGUGCAGAAGCAAGGUUUGUGAAAGAAUUGGACCAAUGUGAAAUGAUCCUACAAGCUUUAGAGUAUGAAGAGCUAGAGAAGAGACCAGGGACGCUGCAAGACUUCUAUGAUUCAACAUCAGGAAAAUUUAAACACCCCGGUGUUGUUCAACUGGUUUCAGCAAUUUAUGAAGAAAGAAACUCUAAUAUAGCAGCAGAAGCAAGUAGUUCUCAGCCAUGA
Messenger RNA from Staurois parvus, 606 nucleotides. NCBI's taxonomy places the organism in Eukaryota, Metazoa, Chordata, Amphibia, Anura, Ranidae. The record is from the annotation of a GenBank genome assembly.